Nyctereutes procyonoides (raccoon dog) is the source of this 1825-nucleotide messenger RNA. RefSeq names its product transmembrane protein 125 (gene TMEM125). Lineage: Eukaryota; Metazoa; Chordata; Mammalia; Carnivora; Canidae. The transcript has 4 exons. Bases 499 to 1149 code for a protein of 216 amino acids. The record is from RefSeq and is a predicted model, not a curated record.
GGCAGGUGAAGCACCUCCCCGGAAACGGAGCUGGAGCGCCCCACCUGCCUGGCCCUGUCUGCUCCGAUCGGAUCCAGCGCUUCCAGGCUUCUUGUCCUAGAAUUCACAUUGGAAUUUUGAAGCGGAGAUGUCAGAUGACUCGCUCCCAUCCUUCAAGAUAAAUGUUCUUGUCCUCAUUUUUCCAAUAAGGAGACUGAGGUUCUAAGAGCCCUCCCCCAGGAGCCAGCGGUGACAGCUGAGGCCAUGUGAGUCCGAUCCUGAAUGAGGCUUUAUCUCUGCUCUUGGUCCCAUCAUCCACUGUGGCACCAGCUCCUUCGGGCCGCCGGGAUGGGACAGGCACCUGAGAGAGCCAGAGAGGUGCUGGAGAGUGUGCCCUGGGCUGGGAGAGGACCCAGACCCCUGGCCUCGGGCUGCCAAGCAGCUGGUGGGGGCUCUAGGCCAUGACCCGCACCCCGGGCCCCCUGGCUCUGCCCUGCGCCCUGCACCCGGCCCCCUGCCAUGUCUGAAGGGGAGGCUCCAGCCCCGCCGGGCCGGGGGCUGCCCCCCGACAUGCUGGCCGAGCAAGUGGAGCUCUGGUGGUCCCAGCAGCCGCGCCGCUCGGCGCUCUGCUUCGCGGUGGCCGUGCUCCUGGUGGCGGGCUGCGGGGCGGGCGGUGUGGCCCUGCUGUCCUCCACCAGCAGCCGCUCGGGCGAGUGGCGCCUGGCGGCAGGCACAGUGCUCUGCCUGCUGGCCCUGCUGGUCCUGGUCAAGCAGCUGAUGAGCUCGGCCGUGCAGGACAUGAACUGCGUCCGCCAGCCCCAGCACGUGGCCCUGCUGCGCAGCGGCGGGGGCGCCGACGCGCUGGUGGUGCUGCUCAGCGGCCUGGUGGUGCUGGUCACCGGCCUGACCCUGGCGGGGCUGGCCGCCGCCCCCGCCCCUGCGCGGCCGCUGGCUGCCAUGCUCUCCGUGGGCAUCGGCCUGGCGGCCUCGGGCUCGCUCUUGCUGCUGGGCCUGCUGCUGUACCAGGUGGGCGUCAGCAGCCACUGCCCCCCGCUCCCCGCUGCCGCGGCCCCCUCCGCCCGCAGCGACGGCAGCGUCCUCAGCAUCUCGGGACAGCUGUCUGCUGGCCAGCGGCACGAGACCACGUCCAGCAUCGCCAGCCUCAUCUGACCAGGCGCCGGCGAGCUCCCCCUUUCCACAAGCUGCCCAGCACCCACAGGGUGGGUGGGAGUGGGGGCACGCUUGCGGGGACGCGUGCAGGGAGUGCACGUGGGCAUGCACGUGUCCCCAGGACUGCCCACCCCCUGUGGGGUUGCGUGACCUGUGCUGAAGAGUCUGCGUGUCCCCACACAUCCGUGCCGCAGGAAGGCGUGCUUGGGUCUCCUUGGAACUCGGGGUUUGUGACCAUGGAGCGGUCGGAGUCUACCUGUCUGUCAUCGGGGUCCCUGAAGAUCCUUGGCACCCACUCUCAACAGCCCUCGAAUCCAACCCUGCCUUGUAGCACCGAUGAGGGGUUUCCCAGGAGUGACUGUUUCCCGCCCCCAGAGACCACACCGGUGACUCUUCACAGACCAUGAGAGUGGUCACCUAACUGGUGACCAGGUGGAAAGAACACGGGCUCCGCAAUAUGACAGGACUGGAAUGGGAUCCCCCGUCCAUGACUCCCCAGCUGGGGGCCCUGGGCAAGGGACUUAACCUCCCAGAGCCUCAGGUUCCAGAGAGUCACAGUCGUGAUCAUGGUGACCAAUGGUGAGGACCACGUGACAUCGUGUAUAGGAGGGGCAGGCACCUGGCAGGUGUGAAAUAAAAGUGGGGGUCACCAUCAUUGUGACUGUCCCUCACCAUC